ACAGACAAUUUGAAUUCAGAAUUCCGCAGGGUCGGAAUCACGGGUUGUCUUGGGACUAGGUAGGGGUACGAUUUUAUAGACACAUUUGUAGGGGUUUGCAUUCAAAACUUUACGUACUAAAAAUAGCUUCUAAAUAGUACAUGAAUGCAAAUGUAUUUAAGGCAUACUACGAAGCAGAGAUUAGUAUCAUAUCAUCAUUGUCAACAAUACCGUUCAUCAAUACAUUCCUAUAUACAAAAUGACAAUCCAGGCUACAAAGGCGUCAAUCUGUGCUGCUGAUGCUCAUAGGCGAGCUAGCACAGCUUUCAGAGCAGGCAUCACACUUCCAAUAAGCUGGAGAAAGAAUCAAUUACAGGCCCUCAGAAGCAUGAUAAGUGAAAAUGAGAAAGCUAUUCAGAAGGCUGUUUUUGCGGAUUUAGGGAAGAGUCCCGAGGAGGUCUGGUUAGCGGAGACACAAGCCUCAAUCAAUGGUAUCGAUAGCAUGAUCGCCAAUGUAGAUAGCUGGUCAAGAGCAACUCACGUAAACACAGAUGUUUUCAACUAUCCAGCUACAUCCAUGAUCAAGCCAGAACCCCUGGGCACGGCCCUGAUUAUCGGUUGCUGGAACUAUCCGAUCACGCUUAUUGCCGAUCCCAUGGCUGCAAGCAUUGCAGCCGGUAAUGCUGUUGUUGUCAAAACAGGAGCCGAGACACACUCGCCUAAGACGAUGCAGCUUUUGUGUGAGCUAAUUCCGAAGUACAUGGACAAAGAAGUGAUCAGCAUUGUUUCCGGUGGCUUCGACGAACUGCAGGAUCUUUUAUCAAUGCGCUGGGAUGUCAUUUUCGCAACCGGUUCACCCGGACUCGGUCGCAUGGUAGCCAAGGCAGGCGCACCAAACUUGACCAAAUGUAUACUGGAACUUGGUGGCAAGUCACCGGUGUACGUUGGCAAGGAUGCCAAUCUAGCUGUAGCUGCCAAGCGUAUUGUGUGGGGAUCAUUGGGCCUAAAUGCAGGACAGACGUGUGUACGUCCCGAUCACAUGUUCGUAGACAGCUCAAUCGCCGAAGCUUUCAUCAGUACACUGAAGGAAACAAUAGUUGCUCAGUACGGUGUCGAUCCACAGCAAAGUACGGCUUUUGGACGUAUGGCGAAGGUACCGGCACAUCACGAGCGCUUAGCUAAUAUGAUUAAGAACGAUAGCAAGUACAUAGUACAUGGUGGCGAAACAGACGCUUCAGAUUUCUAUGUCGCACCUACACUCUUAGACUUUGGAGCGGACUCUGAUGCUUAUCAUGCUGCUGCUUGCAUGCAGGAGGAGAUCUUUGGUCCCAUACUACCCAUACUACGUGUAGAUAGUGCCGAGGAAGCGAUCGAUUCCAUUCUAACACGAGAAAAACCACUAGCUAUGUAUGCAUUCACACAUGAUAGACACGUACAAGACAUGUUUAUGAACGUAUCUGCAGGCAGUCUCCAGUUCAAUGAUACCAUUACAUUCAUGCUGAACGAGAAUCUUCCUUUUGGAGGGGUAGGGAAUUCAGGCAGCGGUAAGUACCAUGGCUACCAAGGCUUUGUAGAGUUCAGUCACAUGAAGUCUAUUAUGAUCAACUCGAAUCUGAACGACUUGAAGGCGCGCUUCUCACCCCAAACAAACAUCGACAUGGCUGUGAUGAAGCUCGCACAUCGCCACAUUCCUGCGAUUGUGGUGAGCAGUCUAAACCAAAUGCACUACUUUGCUUUCGCAACCGUCGCAGUUGGUGCUGCGGCCUUCAUGCUUGGGAAAUAUAUAUGAACACCUGCCAGCUAUCAAAGGCAAUGAAGUAAAGUCAUAACCGUUU
Sphaeroforma arctica JP610 is the source of this 1814-nucleotide messenger RNA. RefSeq lists its product as hypothetical. Gene Ontology annotation, molecular function: aldehyde dehydrogenase (NAD+) activity. Gene Ontology annotation, biological process: aldehyde metabolic process. The record is from RefSeq and is a predicted model, not a curated record. The coding region runs from base 239 to 1768 and encodes 509 amino acids. Gene Ontology annotation, cellular component: cytoplasm. The transcript has a single exon. Lineage: Eukaryota; Ichthyosporea; Ichthyophonida.